AUGCAUAUGAAUUCUGGGUGGCAUAAAGAUGCAAUAGAAAAGUCAAAUAAUUUCAUUAGUGUUGUGACAAACAAAACUAAGAGUGUGGAAGAACUCGCCAACGAGAAUCUUCCGAAAUUAGUACAAACUAAUCGUGCAAAGUUAAAAUCAAUUGUUUCUUGUGUAUUGUUUUGUGCAUUACAUGACUUACCUUUAAGAGAAGAAACAAAUUCAAAUGCUGUAUUUGAUGAUUUGUUACAAUUUAGGUUACAGUCAGGUGACGAAACACUGUGGAAACGUUUUGAGGGUGCGCCUAAGAAUGCUACCUGUGUUUCUCAUAGAACCCAAAAUGAUUUAUGUGCCAAAGUACUAAGAAAUGAUUUGAUUAAUACCAUCAAUAACACAGAAUCAUUUUCAGUUUUGGCAGACAAAUCAAUGGAUAUUGCAGGCACAGAACAACUUUCUCUUUCUGCGCGUUAUUUUGACCAUGUAACUAAUGUUGUCAGAGAAGACUUCCUUGAAUUUACACCAUUAGCAACGUUAGAUGUAAAACAUAUCUCCAACACAAUAAUAUCUACUUUAUCUGCUUGGGGUUUAAAUCUAGAUAAAAUGGUAGGACAAGGCUAUGACGGGUGCAGUAUGAUGGCCGGUAAAAUUGGCAGAGUACAGAAGAUAAUUGCUGAGAAAUAUCCCAAGGCUCGCUUCUAUCGUUGUGCUAGCCAUCGACUUAAUUUAGUUGUGAAUGAUUUGAACACCUUACCAGAGGUUAGAAGAGCCAUUGGUACUAUUAAAGAAGGAAUUUCUUUUUUCCAGGGGAGCACACAAAGGAUAGUCCUAGUUGGGAACCUUCAAAAACUGUGUGAGACACGCUGGUCUGAGAAGCAUAAGUCUAUAAGGAAAUUUAAUGAUAAAUUUUUAGAAAUUGUUGAAGCAUUAGCAAUUUUACAUAAAGAAGGAGAUCGUGAAACUAGUCAGAAAGUCCGGCAACUUUACUGCACACUUACUUCUCCAACAUUUAUUCUUACAUUAAAAGUCAUAGCAAAAUAUUCAGCCAAACUAGAACCUGUCACCAGUAUCCUACAAUCAGUAAACAUUAACUUGUUAGAAGUUUCAGAACACAUUCAAGGAAUUGUAAAAAUGUUAUUGGAUGACAGAGAAAAUGCGGAAGGCAAAUUUGAAAUGAUAAUGAAAAGUACUGAAAGCAACUAUAGUGCACUUGGAAUAGAUGUCACUGGCAUUCGACAACUAAAAUCUCUCUUUAUUCCAUAUUUGGAUUUCCUAGUCCAGUCCUUGCAGGAACAGUUUACAGAGGAUAACAAGGCAUCUUUUGCGAUUUUCUGCUUGCACCCAAAGGUAAUGAAAUCCCAAAGCAACCUAGAUGUGAAAAGGAUAAUUGAAAAUAUCAUAAGAUUUUAUGGCAAUCUUUUAGAUAACCUCACUGAAGAAGCAUGGACAUGGAUCAGUAUGUGGAAACGCAAUAAAGUAACUGAAGGAGAUAUUGCUCAAUUAAGCCUGACUGAUCUACUGGACAUAGCCAAAUUCAUACCCACCGUAGCUUCAGCCUUGAAGAUAGCCCUUAGCUUACUGGCAACCACCUGCUCUGCGGAAAGAUCGUUCAGCACUCACAGGAGUGUGAAAAUGUGGCUAAGACCUACCAUGGCAGAUAAUCGACUCAGUUGUUUGUGUAUGGUGUCAGUUCAUCAUGAUAACAUAAAAUCAGAGGAGGAGUCCUUUAUCGAAAAAGUGGUAGAUAGUUAUGGGAAGGACCUGAGAUGA
Messenger RNA from Schistocerca cancellata (South American locust), 1755 nucleotides. Its product is annotated as 52 kDa repressor of the inhibitor of the protein kinase-like. The coding region runs from base 1 to 1755 and encodes 584 amino acids. The transcript has 3 exons. Gene Ontology annotation, molecular function: protein dimerization activity. Lineage: Eukaryota; Metazoa; Arthropoda; Insecta; Orthoptera; Acrididae. The record is from RefSeq and is a predicted model, not a curated record.